This is a messenger RNA of Ctenocephalides felis (cat flea), 663 nucleotides long. Its product is annotated as synaptic vesicle glycoprotein 2C-like. The transcript has 6 exons. Gene Ontology annotation, molecular function: transmembrane transporter activity. Bases 46 to 663 code for a protein of 205 amino acids. The record is from RefSeq and is a predicted model, not a curated record. NCBI's taxonomy places the organism in Eukaryota, Metazoa, Arthropoda, Insecta, Siphonaptera, Pulicidae. Gene Ontology annotation, biological process: transmembrane transport.
UGUAUCAACUAAUGAUUUUGUGUGAGUGAUCAAUAAAAAGUGAAAAUGAAUAAUUUGGCUUUUGAAUAUGAUCGGGAUGGUGACCUGGAAAAUGGAAAGAGGAAGGACAUUGAAGUUACUCAAUCAGCUACUUUUGAGGAGGCUGUUGCAGUUGCAGGUACAGGCAAAUUCCACAUCUUCAUACUAUUUACUACCGGUUUUUGCAUGGCUGGUGUCAUCACAGAAUCCUUAGGAAUGAGUUUUGUUUUACCAUCAGCCGAUUGUGAUUUAAAUAUGACUCUAAAUGAAAAAGGACUUUUGUCAGCUAGUGCAUUUUUAGGUCUGGUCCUAAGUGCCCAUAUGUGGGGCUUUUUAGCUGAUACCAGAGGCAGAAAAUUUGUCAUGAGGUUGUCUCUGAGUAUUGCCCUGGUUUGUUCCUGGAUAUCAUCACUUUCUCACCAGGCUUGGCUGCUGACUUUGAUGAGAUUCUUGACUGGAUUUUUGGUUUCUGGAGCAAGUUCAACAGCCUAUGCAUAUUUAGGAGAAUUUCAUGGAGAUAAAACAAGAGCCAGGGCAAUCAGUUGGGGAGCUUCUUUUAUUUCUAUGGGAAUGGUAUUUUUGCCAGCAAUUGCUUGGGGAAUAAUUCCCCUCAACUUCAGAUAUCCCAUACCAGGUUUGGCAUAG